Molecule: messenger RNA, 1968 nt
Organism: Penicillium olsonii
Lineage: Eukaryota; Fungi; Ascomycota; Eurotiomycetes; Eurotiales; Aspergillaceae
Source: the annotation of a GenBank genome assembly
AUGGGAAUUAUCACAGCUCCAUUUGGCCAGUGGCAAAGCCCUAUCAGCUCGACUCUGCUGGGUGCCGAUGGCGUCCAGCUUGAGUCCAUCGCAACAUCCAAUGGGAAGAUUUAUGUCAUUGAAGGUCGACCCAAGGAGCAAGGAAGAGGUUGCAUCGUUGAGUACACUGGUAAAGAGGGACGCGAUAUUCUGCCAGCGAAAUAUAAUGCGUCCAACAAGAUUCAUGAGUACGGAGGCGCGUCUAUGAUUGCCUUCAAUGAGCAAAUCAUCUUCACCGACAGUGCAUCGCAGGAUUUACACAAAUUGGACCCUUCAACUGGUGAUGUCGAGCGCAUUACCAACACUGGCGCGACUCUGCGCUACGUGUGUACCGCCGCUAUCAGCACUUCAGCCGGCAACAACGUCGAGCCAGCAUGGCUUCUGGCAAUCGAGGAAGAUCACAGCAAGCCGUCGCCAUCUGAAGUUCAAAAUCGCCUGGUGGCCGUGAAUUUGCAAAACAAGGAAAUCGUCAACGUCGCCUCCGGUGACGACUUCUACAGCGCUGCGCAAUUCUCACCUGACGGGAGCCGAAUUUGCUGGAACCAAUGGUCUCAUCCUGACAUGCCCUGGACGGGAGCUCGCGCAUAUGUGGCCAACUGGAACAACGGUCAGGUCACUGAUGUGAAGCUCGUCGCCGGCGUGCCUGAGAAGGAGAGUGUUUCUCAGCCGCGGUGGGGUGCCGAUAACACCUUGUACUUCACGAGUGAUCGCACGGGCACUUGGCAGCUGUAUCGCACUAACGUUGAGAACCUGGAAACAAAGAAGCUGGAGCUCCAUGGUCUCGAAGAUGCAGAGUUUUCGCAACCGGAUUGGCGUCUUGGAAACUGCACAUAUGUUGCGCUCACUUCCAACUCGAUGCUCGCGUCCUACAACAAGAAAACUCGCUGGACAUUCAUUCUGAUCGACCUCACCACGGACACCUGGAAAGAUCUCAAUGUCCCAGUGACAGACUCAAUCAUCAUCGCGGAUACCCCAAUCUCAGACUCAAAGGUUGCCCUCCUCGGGUCCAGUGAGACAAACUUCAGCACAUUGUUCACACUGGACAUUUCCGAGCAAGUCCAGCUCACUGCGAUAAAAGCCGCAUCAGACUUCGCAAUGCCUGAUUCCUUGAUCUCGCGCCCGGAGCACAUCUCUUUCCCCAGAGUUCACGGUACCAAUCUCGAGGGGGAGUCGCAUGCGAUCUACUACCCUCCCCAAAAUCCAGACUACCAAGCACCCUCUGGGACUUUGCCUCCUUUGAUUGUUUGUGUUCACGGUGGACCGACCUCCAUGACUGGAUCUGGUCUCAAUGUCACUGACCAGUAUUGGACAUCUCGUGGUUAUGCCGUCGUCUGGGUGAACUACGGAGGGAGCUCUGGAUACGGCAGAGCAUACCGGGAUUCAUUGAAUGGACAAUGGGGUCUCCUCGACACCGCCGAUGCAGCCAGUUGCGUGUCGCAUCUCACCUCCACCGGAAAGGCAGACAAGAACGGAGUCGGGAUCCGUGGCGGCAGCGCCGGCGGCUACAUCGUCCUCCAGGCUCUUUGUGACUACCCCGACAUUUUCUCCGGCGGUGCCUCGUUGUACGGAAUUGGGAACGUUCGGACUCUCUGCGAGGACACUCACAAAUUUGAGAGCCAAUACGCGUUCGCGUUGUUGUUCGAGCCGGGCACGGAUGAAGCCGGGAAGAACCGCAUUUUCUUGGAACGUAGCCCUUGCUACAAAGCUGACAAGAUCACAGCGCCCUUACUGUUCCUCCAGGGAGACGAGGAUCGCGUUGUUCCCCUAAACCAGGCCGAGGAAAUGGUCGCAGAGAUGAAAAAGGCGGGUCGCGAGUCGAAGUUGGUGGUAUUCAAGGGCGAAGGUCAUGGAUUCCGACGGGCGGAGAAUCGCAUUGAUGCAGUGGAACAAGAAGAAGCGUGGUGGAAGAAAGCUCUAUUGAAGCUAUAG